AUGAUUCGAAGAGAAGCACGUUUAAGGCGUGAAUAUAUCUAUAGGAAGAGUUUAGAAGAAAAACAAAGAGCUUUAGAUGAGAAAAGGAGAAUAGUUAAAGAAGCAGUCGAAUCGAAUAAAAAAAUUCCAACGCAUUUGCAAAAAGAUGCUAUUGAACUUCAAAAAAGUGCUGAAUGGGGAACGCAAAUAUCUGUUAUUGAUGAUGAAUAUCGUUGGGCUGGAACAUGUGAUCCUAAAAUUGUUAUAACAACGAGUAGAGAUCCAUCUUCUAAAUUAAAAGUUUUUGUGAAGGAAAUACGUUUGAUGUUUCCCACUGCUCAGCGAAUAAAUAGAGGACAUUACGAUGUCAAGAAACUUAUUCAAGCAUGUAAAGCAAAUGAUAUAACAGAUUUCGUCUUACUUCAAGAAACUCGUGGAUCACCAGAUGGUAUGGUUAUCUGCCAUUUGCCUUUUGGUCCAACUGUAUUUUUCACUUUAUCAAACGUUGUUAUGCGGCAUGAUAUACCUGAUCGCAAAAAUAUUUCGGAAGAAUACCCUCAUUUAAUAUUCAAUAAUCUUAAUUCACGGCUGGGAGUUAGAUUAACAACAAUAUUAAAACAUUUGUAUCCUGUCCCCAAAUCGGAAAGUCGUCGGAUCAUUACAUUUAGCAACGAAGAUGAUGUUAUUAGUUUUCGCCAUCAUACAUAUUUUAAGAAUGAUGUUGGAGAAAUUGAACUGGAUGAAAUAGGACCCAGAUUCGAGAUGCGACCAUAUUGUAUAAAAUUAGGUACAUUUGAAAAUAUUGAAGCUGCAGAAACUGAAUGGGUUUUACGGCCAUAUAUUAAUUCAGCCAAAAAGCGCCCAUUAUUAUCGUUACCAAUUGAAGAUGAAUGA
Messenger RNA from Dracunculus medinensis (Guinea worm), 873 nucleotides. The record is from the annotation of a GenBank genome assembly. Lineage: Eukaryota; Metazoa; Nematoda; Chromadorea; Rhabditida; Dracunculidae.